UUUUUACUUCCUCCCUGUCUUCCUCGCUCGCGGACAGUGAAAGCUGCGCUGACGGCUCGCGGUAGAGCGCGCGCGGAGAUUCAGAAUAUUAUAACGGAGCUUUUCGUCCUGGACCUUUUCACGCGCAUUCAGAGGCGCUAUCGAAACCCUGAAGGAGUACCUUAAGCCUGAUCACUUUCCUUCAGAUGCUGGAUCGCUGGUUGCAGUUGCGGAGCGGUUGUUAGCCAUCUGCCGGGGCUAACAUGGAGCGAGAGGGCUCAUUUAGGAGGAUCUCAAGGAGCCUCCACAGCAAACUGUGGCUGGGCACCAGCUCAUCCUCCAGCCUCACUGACCUCUCGCAGGCAAAAAGUUCACCAGGAGGUGGGGAGAAAGGAGGGACAGCUGGGGGGCCGUCAGAGGAGUGUGGGAGGAACAAAGAGACUCAGCAGAGGAGGGCCGGUGCCAACGCCACCUGGAACAGCAUCCACAAUGCAGUGGUCUCGGUUUUCCAGAGGAAAGACCUGGGAGAAAAUGAGCUCUACACCCUGAAUGAAGGCGUCAGGCAGCUCCUGAAGACUGAGCUGGGCUCCUUCUUCACAGAGUACCUGCAGAAUCAGCUCCUCACCAAAGGCAUGGUCAUACUGAGGGACAAGAUUCGCUUCUAUGAAGGUCAGAAGCUGUUGGACUCUUUGGCAGACACGUGGGAUUUCUUCUUCUGUGAUGUUCUGUCCAUACUGCAGGCCAUCUUCUACCCUGUGCAGGGAAAGGAGCCUUCAGUGCGUCAACUUGCUCUCCUCCACUUCAGGAACAUCAUCACCCUCAACCUGAAACUGGAUGAGGCAUUGUCUCGACCUCGAGCCAGAGUUCCCCCCUCCAUCAUUCAAAUGCUGAUGAUACUACAGGGAGUCCAUGAAUCCAAAGGUGUAACAGACGACUACCUUCGUCUGGAGUCUCUCAUCCAGAAGGUAGUCUCUCCAUAUCUGGGGACUCAUGGUUUAUACUCCAGAGACGAAUCCUCCAAUUUGCACUGCUCAUCCUGCUUGUUAGAAAAGAAGUUGCAGUACUCAAGGGCUCCCAAAACACACAGCUUUCCCACUAUGAAGAAUCCAGUGGUCCGCUCUAAGAGCUACAACGUUCCCAUGCUGACUCCUGUUGUUGAGUAUGACAUAGACUCAUCCUCAGGUGGCAGCACGGGCAUCAGACGCCACUCCGUCUGUGAGAUGUCAUCUUGCAUGGAGGAGAGCAGCUCAAUGAAUAAAUGCGCUGCCAGGAUGACUGAUGACACCAGCGUUUCAAACUCCUCCACAGCGUCAACCACCUCUGCUGCACUGACAGACACUUUAACAUCCAGUCAAGACCUCCAGCUCCGAGACAAUGACAGCCCCUCCAUGCUCCACCCUCUCAAACCACAGCAGCCCUCUCCCAGCAUCCUCCCUGAUCCGUCUCCAGCUGAGGACGCUCAUUGUACUGACUCACUGGAGUUUGACUCUCCAUCAUCCUCCAAGGUUCUUGCACAAGACACGAGUUCUGAUCCCAGUCCGGCGUCCAGCAUAGAGAUGACGGCGGACCACAACACGGAGUCUCUGGACUCAGAGCUGGAACCAGACGGGAUCUUUCUGGACUUCUCGCAACACUGCUCAGGGGACGCAACGCACAGCAGAGACAGUGACAGGCAGAGUGUCGCCUGACACACACACAGGCGCACACAGUUCAUUAUUUAAAGCGUUAACACUGCUGAGCCGUGAGAGAUUUUCCUUGCACUAUGUGAUCAGUAGUUUUCUAAAGACUCUACAUUAUACAGAUCUUUUCAAGCUGAAGUAUUUUUCUAUGUUGAAUCACUAAAUAUGUGAGGCAUUUUUGUCCCUAAUGUGAUAUUAUCUUGUUUUAUUAUAUUUGAAAUCUGGGUAAAACAAACAAGUAAUUAUAAAAUUAAAACUUUACAUUUAUUUUUUAAGCACAAACCUCAAACUAUUUUGAUAAUUGUUUGUAAUUUUCUGUGUUUUCAAAUGUUAAACUAUUACAUCACCACUGUGCCUUUGGCUGGAUUAACUUUGUAGAUCUGUUCAAAAACUACAGUCUUUUGCGUAUGAUCUGUGAAGAAUUUUAAUGUCUAAUGGUUUUCUGUAACUGUCAUGUUUCCAUAAUGUUAGCAUCUCUAUCAAAGUGUCAAUUUAGUCCAGUAAAGUGAAUGUCACUGCAAAUUUGUGAACCUGUGAAAUCAAAUUUUAGCAAGUUGGCUCUUAUUUGAAGAUAUUGCUGCAAUCCAUUUACGUCAGAAGUUGGAAAUUGGAGCUGCGUUCCACAUCACACCCGGGGAUACAUAGUUGGAGAGCUUAGGAUUUCAACAUAGCAGCACCAAAGUAGCCAUAUCUCUUACGAACAUAGUUUUAGGGUUUACUUUCCAUAAGUAAUACACCCUAACUGCAGACAAUCACCGUUUCUCCCACUUUCAGAGCGAUGAGUCCAACUUUAGAUUUUUCUGACUGCGAAGUCGGAAUUUUCACAUUAUGACUAAAAGUGGAAAUUCUCCAUAUGACUGUAAAAAAUUGUUUGUAGCACUGAUGAACUAAAUUUAACUAUAUUUAAGUUCAUAAAUCAGUUUCCUGGGUCUUUAACAAAAUUUCAAAAACAUUUAAUUCAACUUAUUAUGCUUAAACCUGUUUGAAAGGAAGAAAAGGGCUCCUUUUAUCAUAAGAUACUGUACUUCUGUUUGGUUUUAGAAUAAAUCACAGCAAUUAAACUGCUUUAAACAACCUGCAUGUUAAUGGCUUUAUCUCUAUACUAAGUCUCAGUUCUCCAUUCAGCACACAGACUAGGAAAUUUCAUUGGAAUUGAAAUUGGUACAAGUCUAAUGUAUGCGAUUGAUUCCACUUUGUGUUGGUUCACAGCAAAUCACCCACUACUUCCAGAAUCAGUUGUAGUAUCACACAUGAAUAUUCACUUGGAUCCCCUCUGUAUCAUUCUACAUACAUCAUCAAACACAUUAUGCAAUUUCAUUUCUACACAAAUGACACCUAAAUAAAACUGAAAGAAACUAACUAAUUCCAAUGUUUUGAAAAGCCAUGGAGUGAUUUUUGACCCGAAGCUUUCCUUCAAUUUGCACCUUCUUUGAGUUGCUGGAACGAUCAUCUGUGCAAAACUGCAAAAAUAAAAAUAAAAAAUUACACGUACAUCCAAUAUGGAAGCCAUGCAUCUAGUUCAAUCUGAAUUUAAAGUUGUUUGGUGACUAAACAGUAAAGCAGUUCUUGUUUUUUUCUUAUUGAUUGGCUUUCAAUUGGUAGGAAAGAGAAUAUUGAUUAGUAAAAUUUGAAAAUUAAAUGGUUUUAUGUCUAAUCAUAAGAUAAAGGAUGUAAAUAUAAACGUAUACCCACUGCAUUAAUUAUGUACUGAAAGAUUUAUCCUUUUGAAAAUAAAAGAAAAAAAAUUCACAAAAUAA
Molecule: messenger RNA, 3415 nt
Organism: Xiphophorus maculatus (southern platyfish)
Lineage: Eukaryota; Metazoa; Chordata; Actinopteri; Cyprinodontiformes; Poeciliidae
Product: proline-rich protein 5-like
Exons: 10
Coding region: 243-1667 (474 amino acids)
Biological process (GO): TORC2 signaling
Cellular component (GO): TORC2 complex
Source: RefSeq, a predicted model, not a curated record